Cricetulus griseus (Chinese hamster) is the source of this 429-nucleotide messenger RNA. NCBI's taxonomy places the organism in Eukaryota, Metazoa, Chordata, Mammalia, Rodentia, Cricetidae. The record is from RefSeq and is a predicted model, not a curated record.
GCCCUGGCCCAGUACAGCGAUGCUCUCCACAACGAGUUCCAGCUGGGCACCUUCAAGAGCAGGAACCCCAUGCUGAACCACCUGAAGAAGAACUUGGGGUUCAUCGGUGGGUCCCUGAAGAUAGGCAACGCCCUGCAAGAGGCUCACAGGACCUACUUCUCUGCUCCCACAAAUGGAAGAGACAGGAAACAGUUCCCCCCAAUCCUGGUGGUGCUGGCUUCAGCCGAGUCUGAGGAUGAGGUGGAAGAGGCUGCAAAGGCUCUGCGGAAAGAUGGGGUGAAAAUCAUCUCAGUGGGGGUGCAGAAGGCAUCGGAGGAAAACCUGAAGGCCAUGGCCACAUCCCAGUUCCAUUUCACCCUCAGGACCGCCAGAGACCUCAGUGCGUUUGCCCCAAACAUGACGCAGAUCAUCAAGGACGUAACUAAGCAC